AUGGAGCAAACUGCCCUGUGGACGUUUGGUUCCGCAUUGACCCUUAUAAGAGAAGAACCUCUGCUCCAUAUUCUUGAUGCUUUGGACGAGUUUCUCUUACACUCUGGGGAGUUGAUCACCCUGGCGUUUCCAUUUAGAGAGGAGACGCCUAAGGAUUUGGAGAAGGUGAAGGAAUUCACUUUAAGGGGUGUUUUGUUUUCAGAUACGCAAGAUAGUGUGGAUAUUGCCAAUAAGCUAGCUCGUACGUUGAAGGUGAACCCUAAGGAAGCGUUGAGAGUGAUCUCACAGACUCAGUCUCGGAUUCCAGAGCUUGACGAGAUUAAGAAACCUUCGAGCUUGCUCCACUCGCGUCUUCAUGACGAUAAAGAUGAAUGCAGAGAGAACGAUAAGCUCAACUUGUAUGCGUCUAUGAUCUUGAAGGAGAGAAGAACUGUGCUCCGUAUAGCCAGGGAGUGUCUUGAUAGAAGAUUCAACGAGAAGGCGACUUCAACGGUCCGUAACUUGGGCAGAUCACUUGUCUUGGACUCGAAAUACGCUGAACUGGCUAUAGAAGCUCUUAAAACUACCGCUUCCUCGAUCAUUACGGGUACUUAUAAGACUGGCAUUUCUGAAAGCUUAGACGAGAUCAUCUAUACUGAGUCUCUCCUUUUCAUGCUGGAGCUGUUAUCCCUUCUAUGUGAGAUCUUCGUUUCAUCCAAUGCUGUCACGAGUGUAACCAAAUGGUUCGAGUUUAUGGACGAAACCAACUUCAUGAUCUCUUUGGGAACCUAUGUUUCCAGCAGAGAAUGCUUCGUGUUGCUUCAAUCCUUGGCUACAGUCGUUUCACUCCAGGUUCUUGAUUUGGAGAACUCCUUUGAUCCAAGCGAUCCUCUGUAUGUGAACGACGGUAAGACUUUCAAGCUUGUCAACGAUAUUAUAUCAACCAGAAACGUCAACUCUAUCGUGAACUACGCGUGGCUUAUCGUAUUGUACAAGAAGGCCAUUGUCAUUGAGGAGUUCUCAGACGACCUGUCAGCAUUCACCAAGGAGAUUUCCCUCUCUGAAAUCAACACCAGCAUAGCAUUCUUCACCGAGACCCUUGAACAGGGAAACGUUUUCAAAGAUAUCAUGAACAUCAAUUCUUUCCUUCAUUUUGAUGAGAUCUACUCAAUCGUUUUGGCUAAUCUACUAAUGGUCGCUUUACCGCUAAUGCCAAUGAACGUCGAAACUGCCACAUGUGUGCAGCAAGUACUCAGUCAAGCGCCACCUCCAGUGGUUGAGAAAUUCUACGAAAACAACGAAGUCAUUAAUGCCAUUAUCUUGUCUCGUGCAAAGUUCCCAGUCAGCAUCCCUCCAUACCUCAAAUUGGCUUCUAUCAACGGCAAUUUUGCCUUCAAUGAGUUCCGUGAACUUAAAUCAUACAUGUCUGUUUUUGAUAAUGAAGAGUUUGGUAGGGUAUGUGACAUUGACUCUGAAAACACCGAUCUCAUGAAGCUUUCUGAAAUGAUAGACUUAUAUCCUCCCUACGAAGUCAACAACAAGUUGUCGCUUGUUCUCCGCCACGAUACUAAAGCUAAGGUUAUUCCUUCAAGUGAAGAAAACAAAGUGCUUGUUACUUUCUUGUACAAAUAUAGUGGUUGGGCAUUCCUUGGAAGAGUGGUUCAGAAUAUUUCGAAGACAUUUGAUAUCAACGAUGCCCCGAAGACGCUUGUCUUGAACGACAUGCUUCAUUUGCUUGUGCAGACUAGCUCUCAAGUGACGACAGAAGACUUACAGAUAGCUCUUGACGCCAUGUCCGCUUAUACUGAUGACUCUGAUAUUUUGGAGAUUCUCUUUAGGUUGCUUGAACAAGGAUUGCAUAACCGUGAUACUGAAAUCCUGACCAAGAUCAUCAAAAUCUUUACGAACUUAUUACCUUUGCAUUCGGCCAGGAUCUGGCCCUACCUUGCCAAAUCUUCCUUGCUACCCAACGGGGGUAAGGAGCCUUUCAUGUCAAUUAUGUUUGGCUCGAUUGAGAUGGUGAAGGGAAACUACGACUUUACUGUUGCUUUGACCAAAUUCAUUGGGGCCUUGGCAGACAAUUGUCUCACGAAUAAGCAUGACUAUCCUAACAUUCUCAAGGGCGAGGUUCUUGGUGUUAUGGUUGAGCAUUCUAUUGUGGUAUUUGAGAGCUACAUCAACUGCAAUUUCAAUGAUGGCUUACAAAAGCUUGAAUUGGGCAUCUUACUUCUCGACAUUUUCACGAGCAUUUUGGUCACCGUCAAGGACACUAACUCGGGUAACUUCAAAGACAAUGAACCUGCUAAGGAGUUUGUUGGUUCCGCUCAGAAGAUUCUUGAUGCCUUCUUGGCCUAUGAAGAUGGCGCUGCUCGUGCACCUAUUCCAAUCUACAAGAUGAUUAGUGCGGUUGCAUCAUCGAUGAACUUCUACGACUUUAGGGAUGUUACAGGAUUUUACUCCAACCAUUGGGUGAGCAGCGCUUUGGUCUUUUCGAGAGAGUUGAUCAAAGCUAGAAGCCUCGUAACCAACAAGCCCUCGCAGUUCGAGAGACAAAUGUUUACUCAGCUUCAAAAUUUGGUGAGGAUUUACUCUAGAGGCUCCUUUAGAAAGCCUAUCUUAGACUUAAUCGCAGCAUUGACUAGUGGAACGUGGAGCGAGGAGCAAAUGCCGUCAAUGUUGUCUCACUUGGGACGCAAAUACUCCCAAGUUUUCUUGCAUUCCUUGGCAGCUGAUUUGAAUAACUCAUUUGAUGAUUACAGUAUCCGGAUUUCAGUUUAUGACUUGUUAUGUUCGAUUCUAGAUGCUAGCCAAGAAGGCUUGUCUGUGUUGUUCAUCAGUGGCCGGGAUGUCUUUGGCGGCUCUACUAGUGAGGCUCCUCUCACAGUUUCCCUCUUAGCGGUACUCAAAAAGAACGUGAGUGAGAUCAAGUAUUACCCUCCAUCUGUCACUGCGCACUUGCUUGAUGCAAUUGCUUUGGCAUUUAACUCUUGGACUAUUGCUAAUGAGGAUAAUAGUGAUGAGCAUUUCGUCAAGGAAAUGCUCAAGCUCCUUGAAGAUGAUAUUGUGGAUGGAUCUUCCAAGAGUCCACAGGAGUUGGUUUCAGCAUGUUACAAGAACAAGGUUCUUUCGAAAAGUGCUGAAAUUUUGUCCCUCAUUCUUUUCACUACUAAGAAUGACAAGAUCAAGAAACUCAUUGUUGACGACCUUAUCUAUAAGGACUCAUUUAUCUCGAAAGUUUCAAGCCUUUUGCGUCCUGUCCUACUCAAGGGGCCCACCAUUGAGUCCAUCGCCCAAAAAUUUGAAGAACGCUUUUCAAGCUACAAGUUAUCGCAAUUUGCUACUUCUGUGAGAACAAGAAACAGAUUUAAUGUAAAUGCGAUAUAUGACCUUAAUAUGAUGGAAAGUCUCUUCAAAGCAGAUUCAGAGUGGAAGACCAUCAAAGCCUUGAUUGAAAGCUGGAGUGCUCGUAUCCAGAACUACUAUUCUCAGGUUGCUAUUGCAAAGUCUACCGGUGCAUUGAUUACAGCAGUAUGCCGCAGACUGCCUAGCAAACAGCUUUCAAAGUACUUGAAACUUACUCCAGAUAUUCUUACUAUGAACAUCGUUGAAGAGGCUUACAUUCUUGAUACUGCUACUCAGCUUAGGUUGGAAAGAGUUGAGCUUUCCUUCCUCGUUGCACAGACCUACAGUGUUGUCGAUGGUGCUGAAAAGGACUCCCAAGUUGCUCUUCGGAUUGUGGAAAAGUCAUCCACCAUGCUUAAUGGAACAUCUAAUCUGGAUGCCAUUACUUCAGUCACCCACAGAGCUUUGCUCAGAUUGGCACAUAUUGCUCUUUCCACACUUAAGGAUGAUCAUGAGCUUAUAAUCUCGCGUUUCAGUGUGCUUCGUGAUUUUUUAACCGAGUUGUUUCGCAGGAACGAUGUCUAUCUUUCUCGUACUGAUAAGAAGCACAAGUCACAGGAUUUGGGUGAGCUUCUUAAUGACUUGCGUUUGGUAAUCUCGAUCUUCAAGUGCUUUGUGUCUUUUAACAUUCCAGAGUCUCUCCAGCGUGAGUUGGCUAGUUCAUUGACGCAGAAUAGAACAGUUGAAAAUUUCCUUAGUCUUUACUCGUUCUCCCACUUGAUUGUCGUUAACGAAGAGCCAAUCUUCUCUCACUUGACGCUCAUGUUCGUGCAACUCCUCCUUUCUGUUAGCAUCUUUGCUGAGAAGUUCAUCAACAGAAACAUGUUUAUGGUGAUCAGGGAGAGUAUGAUUUCGCAGCCGCUUCGUGAAGGUGGAAUCACCAUCGAAAACUCUCCACAGCUCCACAGAAACUGGACAAACGGUAUUCUCCCUAUCCUUUCCGCUACCUUGCUUGGACCAGGCAACAAGUCGGAAGUUUUCAACACCAUCAGGUCGUUUGGCAAGCAGAUUGCCUUUUGCAUAGAGAGUUGGGCCAAGGACUCGAGGUCGCUUAGAGUCUCGUCAGCUGUUACAUGGGAAACCACGCAGAUUUUACAUUUGUAUCAGAUUUUGAGUGAAAUCGCCAAGGCAGAAAAGAUCUCAAGCGACUCCCCCACCGGCGUUGAUAUGGCUAUUCUUCCAGGUCUUGAGACACCUCAAAAGAGAGAGGACUUGAUAGACUACAUCACGAACUUACUCAAGCAUCCAAAGUUCUUGUCGUCGAUAAUUGUGCCCAGCACACCUGAAGAAGCCAAGAUCCUCAAGAGCCACGGCACGGCCCACAAUGAGUUCGUCAAGAGCCUCAUUCUGGAAAUAUCAGAGCUCAAAGAGUUCUUCAAUUAA
Candidozyma haemuli is the source of this 4764-nucleotide messenger RNA. It is a transcript of the gene NUP188, whose product is annotated as Nup188p. The transcript has 2 exons. Lineage: Eukaryota; Fungi; Ascomycota; Pichiomycetes; Serinales; Metschnikowiaceae. Gene Ontology annotation, biological process: protein import into nucleus; RNA export from nucleus. Gene Ontology annotation, cellular component: nuclear pore inner ring. Gene Ontology annotation, molecular function: structural constituent of nuclear pore. Bases 1 to 4764 code for a protein of 1587 amino acids. The record is from RefSeq and is a predicted model, not a curated record.